Messenger RNA from Penaeus monodon (black tiger shrimp), 304 nucleotides. RefSeq lists its product as uncharacterized. The record is from RefSeq and is a predicted model, not a curated record. NCBI's taxonomy places the organism in Eukaryota, Metazoa, Arthropoda, Malacostraca, Decapoda, Penaeidae.
UCACAUGCAUAUAUAUCGGUGCUGGAAGUAAUACGCUUCGGCAGGUGGCCAAGCAUAGCCAUGGGGAGCAUAGCAAAAGCAGCGGUUCUACUUAUAUUUUUCAUCGUGGUUUUACAAGUGGAAGGAAAACCAGCGCCGAAACCUUCACCCCGACGAUGUGGACGAAAGUGGCAUCUGGCCUGCUCUCCACUUCCUCCACCAGAACCUUACCCAUAUUACCCUCAUAAAUGGGGAGGAGGAAGAUGUCCCGAUGGGGGGUGUGACAAGAGCACGAUCAAUGAAAACAGAAACAAAGUAGAGGUUA